ACCCUAAGGAGAUCCUACAAGCAAUGAACUUGCCUGAUCUUACUAGGAUGCAAGUUGCGAGUCACCUGCAGAAAUGUCGUCGCAAUAAUUGGAGAUCUCCAGAGGAGAGAAAAAAUAUUCGUCACCGAUCAACCAAGCGACGCACGGUCACUUUUCAGGAACCAAAAAGCAACUUUCGAAAAUUUGGGGUAAUGCCUUCUCCUCAAGCAAAUGUACCAAAUCAACAAUGGAACCCAAAUCAAAUUCAACGAGGCACAUUUCCUACUCAUAAUACCACCAACAAUAUUUUUACUCAACGAGAGAGCUCAAUUCAACGACAACAACUGUAUCGUCCACAAUUUCAGGGAGCAACAUCAAUAAUGUCUGGUACAUACAUUCAAAAUGCAAUAAUUAAUAACUACAACUUGAAUGUCAACAAUGUGACAACUUAUUCAAGUAGGGCAAUGAUGCCUAAUGCUUAUGUUGGAAAUGUUACUAUUAAUGGUAUGGGAGCAACAAAUGCAAAUGCAAGCUCUCAACAAUAUGUGGGAGAACCAAUCAUGAAUGGUCCAAGAAAUAUUGAUGUGGCACCAUAUGAGAAUUAUGUUGAAGGGAGUAAUUCAAAUAAGAAGGAAAGUCGUGACGUAUAUUUAAAUUUUAAUAACAUGGAUAGUCACUUUCAGAAUCUUGGACCUUCAAGUGCUAACCUGCCUAAUGAACUAGACAGAGAGUUUGAUCAAGUUUACUCUGAUGAUCAGGAUCUUGGACCUCCAAAUGCUAACCUGCCUAAUGCACAAGGCAACGAGCUUGAUCAAGUUUACUCUAAUAUUCAGAAUCUUGAAACUCCGAGUGCUAACCUACCUAAUGAACAAGGUAGUCAGUUUGGUCAAGUUUACUCUGAUGAGCAGAAUCUUGGAUCUCUAAGUGCUAACUUACCUAAUGAACAAGACAAUGAGUUCGAUGAAGUUUACUCUGAUCAUUAGGUGUCAAGAGCAUCGAGCGCCCAGUUCUCAACUAUUGAUGAUAACUCUCAUUAGGCUCUUUGCAAUGGAAAAGUUGUUUUUCUCAAAUGGAAAUUGCAGUUUCAUGUUUUUGGAGAUUAUUUUAUUUGAUAUGACUUGGGC
Solanum pennellii is the source of this 1103-nucleotide messenger RNA. RefSeq lists its product as uncharacterized. Gene Ontology annotation, cellular component: nucleus. The transcript has 7 exons. Gene Ontology annotation, molecular function: DNA-binding transcription factor activity. The record is from RefSeq and is a predicted model, not a curated record. Gene Ontology annotation, biological process: regulation of DNA-templated transcription. The coding region runs from base 24 to 962 and encodes 312 amino acids. NCBI's taxonomy places the organism in Eukaryota, Viridiplantae, Streptophyta, Magnoliopsida, Solanales, Solanaceae.